Molecule: messenger RNA, 774 nt
Organism: Symbiodinium sp. CCMP2592
Lineage: Eukaryota; Dinophyceae; Suessiales; Symbiodiniaceae
Source: the annotation of a GenBank genome assembly
AUGCCGGUUUGCACCUGUUUGGGGUCUUACGAACCGGAGCUUGACUGCGGAGUUCUGGGUGGUGAAGGCCUGGACAGCCGGGGGGGCUUUAACGAGAACUUCAAGCAUGUUCGAUUGUUCGAUGAUCAGGCCGACCCAUCGAAACUCCACGUCUUUGAGUGGUCUGACUUGGACGAGGAGGCCGAUGCGUUGAACAAGCGGCGGUUGAACGGAGAGGAGGUGCCGGCCAAAGAGCUCGAUGCGCUCAUCUCCGAGAGGAAGAAGGUGAGGCUCAAGGAGGGCCUCGAGCUCUUCGAUGAUUGGCUGCUACGACACGCCCGCAGCCUGAAGGAAGGCCGUCGCCUCGAGGUCGUCCUGGAGGCCCAUGUGCCCGCCAGAGAGGUGGAGCUGCACGAGGAGCCCUCCUGCGGCCCAGCUCCGAUCCCCCACAGCUGCAUCCGGUCGAUUGAGCAAGACUCUGACGAAGAUUCCGAGGACGAACGCGAUCCCGAUGAUGGCCAAGGCACAUACUUGGACUACCUGCGCCGCCGCUGCCUGGAGUCCAUUCCCAGCUUGAUGCAUGCGAUGGACCCGCGCGAGCUGGGUGACGAUGACCACGAAGAUCUCCGCGAUGCCUUCCAGGCUCUCCUGACCAAGCCUCUUCCGCCGGAUCCGGAGCUGACCGAGCUGGAGAAGACGGAUGCAAAGGCGGCGCAGGAGGAGGCGGUUGCCGGGGUGCCAUCGCGGAAGGCCUGCUUGUCUUGGUCGAGCAUCGGGACGUCGAUUGGGAUGUAG